This is a messenger RNA of Sphaeramia orbicularis (orbiculate cardinalfish), 2393 nucleotides long. RefSeq names its product zinc finger DHHC-type palmitoyltransferase 13. The coding region runs from base 17 to 1954 and encodes 645 amino acids. Lineage: Eukaryota; Metazoa; Chordata; Actinopteri; Kurtiformes; Apogonidae. The record is from RefSeq and is a predicted model, not a curated record. The transcript has 17 exons. Gene Ontology annotation, molecular function: palmitoyltransferase activity; protein binding.
UUUCCUCCACAACAAAAUGGACUGGACUGAAGACAGCACCAGUCACAGCCACAUGGGCGACAGCUGUCAUCAUGGUCAUGGUGGUCACUCCCACAGUCACGGGCCGAGAGCGGCGGCGUUCGGGGGCAUGGGGCUCGGCUUCAUGCCCGCCUUUCACGGACAGUUUGGGAAAAGCUCCGACCAGAUAAUGGACCCUUGUCAGCAGCCGAAGAAACGCUCACACAUGGACGACAGCAGCAGCUGGGACAUCAUCAAGGCAACGCAGUUUGGAAUCUUGGAACGAUGUAAGGAAUUGGUUGAAGCAGGAUACGAUGUCAGACAACCGGACAAAGAAAACGUCACAUUACUGCACUGGGCGGCCAUUAACAACCGAGCAGAGCUGGUCAAGUAUUAUAUUUCUAAAGGAGCGAUCGUCGACCAGCUCGGAGGAGACCUGAACUCCACUCCACUCCACUGGGCCAUAAGGCAGGGCCACCUCCCCAUGGUGAUCCAGCUGAUGAGGUACGGUGCAGAUCCCUCCAUAGCAGAUGGAGAAGGUUACCGCGCUCUCCACCUCGCCAUCCUCUUCCAACACAUGGCCAUCGCAGCUUAUCUGAUGGCGAAGGGACAGGAAGUAGAUGCACCCGACUGCAAUGGACAGACACCACUAAUGUUAGCAGCCCAGAAGAUAAUUGGGCCUGAACCCACUAACUUUCUAAUCAAAAAUAAUGCGUCUGUGAGCGCCGUAGACAAAGUGAACAGGAACACUCCGCUGCACUGUGCUGUACUGGCAGGAAACAUCGACUCUGCCCACAUCCUGCUGGAGGCCGGUGCCAGUGUGGACACAGAAAACAUCAACGGCCACACCCCCAUUGACCUGGCUCACCAGGUCCACAGUCCACUCCUCAUCCACAUGCUGAACCAUAUCAAACAGGAGAGGAUUCGUUCCAACUCCCACUGCCUGAGAAUCGUCAACAGAUACAUGACCUUUCUGCAGGUCAUCAUCUGCACCGCCUUGUUUGGGAGCGUAGGAGCGAUCGUAGACAUGAACUCAGAAUCGUGGUUACUUAAAGGCAUCCUAUUGGCCUGUGUGAUCGGAGUCGUCAACCUCGCCUCAAGGAAUUUCCCGAGUCCGGUCUUUCAGACUCUCCUCCCGGCCUCGGCUCUGAUGGCCUCCAUCUUCUGGAUGCUCGUCACCUGGUUCCUCUGGUUCCUGCCUGAUGGCCCCAGUGCCACUGUCCAGGUUCUGUUCACCCUGAACACCACGGCUCUGCUGUACUACUACCUCCGGUCCUGCAGAACCGACCCAGGCUUCGUUAAAGCCACUGAGGAGGAGAAGAAGAUGAAUGUGUUGGUUUUGGCUGAAGCCGGUUGUCUGGACCCCAGAAUAUUCUGCACCUCCUGCAUGAUAAAGAAACCCAUGAGAACCUACCACUGCUUCAGCUGUGACGCCUGUGUGGCGAAGUACGACCACCACUCCGUCUGGAUCAAUGGAUGCAUCGGUGCGAGGAACCAUCACUUCUUCAUCCUCUUCCUCAUCUCCUUCAUGCUGAUGGGAGCCUGGAUGUUUUACGGUUCUAUUAUAUACUGGUCCACUCACUGUGAGUUUCAUUAUGCGGAUCAGGGCCUGUGGGGCGUGGUCUCGGCUCUGGUCAGCUGUUCUCCCUGGGUGCUCGCCGUCUUCCUGCUGACCUUCUACCACACCUGCUGGUCUGGGUUGACCCUGGUGGUGCAGCUUUACCAGAUUUCCUUCGUGGGUCUCACCACAGCGGAGAUAACCAGUCUAUCAGCCCAUCAGAGGAAGAUGCGUCAGACAGUGUCUUUGAGGCAAAAUCAGUACAAUCUUGGCGUGGUCAGGAACCUGGUGUCCUUCUUCCACCUUCGUUGUUGCGGUCUCUUCAAACCCGCCAUCAUCGACUGGACGCAGCAGUUUCCUCCAGGCCGUGACGCGUUCGGACACCCCGACAUGGUGUGACCGCCGCCGCUCCUCGCUCAGGCUUUUCCUCGGUUCAGCGGACCAAAAGCACAAAGUGUAUUUAUUUAUUUUUUUAGCGCCUGGGUCCUUGUGAAGGGAAAAGAAGAAACCAGUAAAAAUAAUUUUUAAAAAAACCCUCCCAGAAUUGGGUGUAGAUGCGUUUGGAUCCGGCUGCUGUUCGAUUGCUGCUGCCUUAUACUUGACCACAAGAACUGAGAUGAAAACUCACCUGUCAAUUUAUAGAACCUUAAAGGCCUAAAUUUAACUGAAGUUUUGAUUGUUUUAUAUGAGUCAAGCCUAUUUUUAACAUCGGUUCUUGAGGGAAAAGGGAUCUUUGUACAUGCACAGUUGGUUUUAUGACUUUUGUAAGAGUUGCAUGCGUUUAAUAAUGAAUGACCACUAUACUUAAAUAAAACUAUGUUGUGCCUGUGCCUUAAAA